Odontomachus brunneus is the source of this 4413-nucleotide messenger RNA. Its product is annotated as UPF0518 protein AAEL005291-like. The record is from RefSeq and is a predicted model, not a curated record. Bases 490 to 3081 code for a protein of 863 amino acids. NCBI's taxonomy places the organism in Eukaryota, Metazoa, Arthropoda, Insecta, Hymenoptera, Formicidae. The transcript is spliced from 9 exons.
AAUUGCAUGUGUUUUGAAUCUACUUUUAUAGAGAGCGCUUUAAAAGAAUAGUCCGAAAAAAGCCUUAUGGCGAGGUUGCGCUGAAGCUCGUUUGAUAAUUUAUGUGUAAAAAUGUAUUAACAACUUAAAAAGCUACUAAGAGAUGUGGAAAAUAGUGACGUAUAAACAUGACGCAGCUAUAAACAGAAAUUGGUUGUCAUAUGAAUGAUAAAAUAUCUUUCAUGCACAUUGUACUAGUUACUCUACACGUAAGAUCAGUGAAUUGUUUAACGGACAUAUAAUUCAUAUCAUUUUAUCGUUUUUAUCGCUUAUACUGAUUAUUAGCACGUUGAAUUGGAUGAUGUUGGCAAUAAAUUAUAUCGUAUCGAUGUGUACAGAUAUAUGAAAAGAACUUUUGCUCAACAAACAAUGUAAAGCAACGAGACUUAGAGCGUAACAACAGUUUUUGAUAGUGACUGCAUCAUUAUAAAGGACACGUAGUGCAAGAAAAUGAGUUGGCUACGAAGCAGUCCGCUGCGGACGAGCUUCAGCAAACAGCGAUCUAGAGAUUCGCCUCCGAAAGACGCCGAUCCGUCCGCAUGUUAUGACAGCUUCUGCAAGCAUUGGCAACAGACUUACGAGAUUAUUCUGCACUCUUUUCCUCCUAAAGGGAUACCUAGUCAAGAUGAUGUACUUGGAGUUGUUAAUCAUAUUGAUCAAAUGGUGACAUUGUUAAUGCUAGAAUUACGAGAUUUGAAUUCACACAAUCAUUAUCGACAAAGUAGUACCGCAACGCAUUCUCCAUGUUUAGAACAUUUGUUAAGUGAAAAUUUACUUGUUAAACUUUAUGAUUGGAGUUUACAUACAGGAAGAUUCAAUAAUGCUGUAAGAUUGGAGCAAAUAAAGCUUUACGAAUUACUAGUUUCGCAUAGCGGUACUCUUCUUGCACAUGAACCAGUUACGAGACCACUUCUACGGUUAUUAGAAAAAUGUGCAAAUGACAUUAUGCCAUUAGAAGUAGAAAAAAAAUUAGUAGUAUUGUUAAAUCAGUUAUGUGUAGCCUUAAUGCAAAAUAUGGCUUUGCUUGAUUUGUUUUUUCAUCCUACUGCAAUCGGGAAAAACAAAUUCAUUAUAUUUAGUCUAUUGAUUGAUCAUGUUCAUCGAGAAGAUGGUGUUGGUCAGCAAGCGCGCGAUGCUAUGUUAUUAUGCAUGUCGCUUUCAAAGAAAAAUGACGAAAUUGGAUUGUACAUCGCCGAUCAUUCUAAUAUAUGUCCUGUAUUAGCUACAGGCUUAAGCGGCCUUUAUUCUUUACUUCCACGAAAACUUGAUAUUGAGACAGAUGAUUGGCAUCAAUUGACGCCAGACGAUGUGAAUGAUUUAUCUGCGCUUAUGCAACUUAUGAAUUCUUUGGAAUUUUGUAAUGCCGUCGCACAAGUGGCGCAUCCGAUGAUACAGAAACAGUUACUUGAAUUUUUGUAUCAAGGUUUUCUGGUACCGGUGGUGGGUCCGGCAUUAUUACAGGACUCUCUUGGCUUGACUCUAGAACAGCUAGAUGCACAACAACACUGGACAACUGUGGAAGAAUUGGUUGCAGCAACAGCUUAUUUUGAUUUGUUUCUUCGCUCUGUUACCGAUCCUGGCUUAUUGCGAUCACUUAUUAGAUUUUUACUUGAAGAUAAUUAUGACGAUUGUAGAAUAUUGGACAGUCUAAUACAGAGGAUUUCUUCUCGAUCAAGGUUAUGUAUAGUAACUCUGGCAUUGUUUGAAACUCUGGUUAAUUUAAACUGUGAAGACGUUAUGCUGGAACUAUGCUUGGGUGCGUUAAACCCAUGUUCACAUGUAAUGCUUUCCCAACGUAGUCGAUUGAGAGAUGUAGAUCCCUUUGGACGGGCAGCGGAAAAAUUUUUAUCCUUGACACCACGUUGUUGUUGUUCUACAUAUAUAUCUUCGGACUCACAUACAAAUUCCUUACCUGCAACUAUGUCAUGUACAUAUGACAAAUAUGGAAGUACAGUGGCUGACUCAAUGAAAUCAUUACCAGCAGCAAUAAAUUACGGUACUAGAUUAUCAGAUAGUUUAUAUGGAAAUUAUCACGCAUAUCUUUGCGAUGCGAGACAAAAAAUAAGAGCUUGCCAGAUUGCAUGUUCUAAUUGGUCUUGCCGGUACGACGGUAACUUACCACAGAAUAAUAAUACUAGCAGUAUAACUACAUUGAUAGAUGGAAAUAUUGCACUUGAUCAAUCGCAAAAGAAAACAGAAGAAUCAAAAACGUUACUGCUAGAAACAAUGAGGAAUGCAAUGAGUUUGUGUGAGAAUGAAGAAGGUACUCAGACGGAUAAUAUAUUACUCAAUAUUCAAUUCUUACUGUCAGAAGGCAAAGAUUUUAAUAGCAACGAACAUAAUAUUAAAAACGAAUUGAACGCAAAUAUUGUAUUGUCUCUGGACGAGCAAAUACAAUUAGAUACUGAUAUCGCUGAAUUAUUCAGCGAAGAUAUUGGAAUGGUAAAAUAUACAGAGGAAAUUUCUUUAGAUAAAAAAGAAUCAGAUAACUGUAUAGACGAAUCAACUACAACUAUAAAUUCGUUUAUGUCGCUAGGAGAAAGUAGUGGUUAUGAGAGUUUUGCGUUGAAAGGAUUAACAGAAUCAACGCCAAGCAAUAAACUGAACGAAGAUCGUAUGAAUGAACACGAAGAAACACAUAUAUUAAUUAAAAAGGAGCCUAAUAUUCAUGUCUUCUGUGGUGCUGCAGAAUUAAAUCCGUCGAUAACUACAGAAACAUUAAAUAAUAAAUCAAAUAAGGAUAUUUCGUAUCGACAAGAUGUUUUUAAUGGACAGCCAAAUGUUGGUAUAUUUUUAGAUGUGAUUUUACGGAAGCUCGAAUGCAUGACAAGCAACAAUUUAUACGUUAAUUUGCAUCUCACGGGUCUUAUCAGCAGACUAGCAAUAUACCCACAACCAUUAUUACAGUCUUUUCUGUUGAACCAUUCUCUUGUAUUCCAGCCUAGCAUCAGAUCUUUGUUUCAGCGCCACAAGAGGGAUUGUGUAUCUGAACCUUAUUCCGUGGGAUGGCGCAACAAGAGAGAUGAGCUCAUCGAUCAAUAAAUCGAUAUACAGGAUAUAUCAUCAUCCGUGCCACUUCUUUUAUUCGAUUACCGAGUGUCAUACGGAGAUGAACAAAAAAUUUUUUAUAGAAAACCUUAUCCAUAUAAUCAAUUGGUGCUACUAUGAUUUUCCGGAAAAAAUUGCAAGUGAUCGAAACCGAAGAAAACUUCAAAAUUUUAAAUAGGAACAUAUCUCGAAUAUGAUGUCACUCAAUAGGUCUCUUCAAAAUAAAUAACUUUCAUUAGAAACAUUUUGUUGUUGUUUAUAAUUGUUGUUAAUUACAAAUAUAUUUUUCUUUCUUAACUGUUGAAGAUUUUUACAAAGAUCUAUUUAUCAUUGUUUCAUGAUAAUCUUAUUUUUACUGAAGUUAUGUUACAGUUAUGCACGUAACACACACACAAAGAAGAAUAUUCACUUUAACUAAAUAAAUCACUUUAACUAAAUAAGUAAAACUAAAAUCUUAUUUUUCACUAAUUUUGAUAGCAAUUAACUUUGUUAGCAAUGUGUUAUGAAACAGCCGUUAUAGCGACGACCGUGUAAAAACUCUGCGCGUCUCAAGCCGCGCGCGACCGAAGACACAGGCAGAGCGAUAACUUCGAACAUACAGCGAGCAAAACCGAGAGCGAGCGAAGUCGCCCGAAACAACGCGACAAGUUACAUAGCGAGCGGUAUAUAAGACGCGAUCGUCCACCUAUAGACAUGAUUCACUCAACCUUGUUCUCACUAGCAAGACGAAGCUCUCUGAGCGAACAUCCAGUUGUGAAUAUGCAACUAUCCGAUUCAGCUCACAAACCCGCGGAUACGCGGCGAGUUAUUUCUAGUGGUCGCGAAUACGCGACUCUCUGAUCCGACUCAAGGAUUGCGAAUACGUGACGAGCUACUCCUGACGGUCGUGAAUACGCGCCUCACCGUUUCGGCACCGGAACCUCGCGGAUACGCGCCUCCAUCGAUCCCAUUCUGAACUUUCUACAACACUAGGGAACCUGACGAGCAAGAGCAUUAGGAGUACAACACCAGCUCUAAUAUAUCACUCGACCGAGUAAAUAUAAUAGCAUUCGAAAAACCACACACACCACAAAACUUAGAGCAUCGUGUACACGCACUGGCGUUAAUGCUAUCUGUAUAUCCGUGUGACUUGCACACGAUAACGCGUCAUUCACACACUGCCUGUAGGUGAGGCACGAGCAGCACGGAGUAGCGGAAGGGGCAUACAAUCGUCGGACGGCUUGGAGAGGGAAUAGUAGUCGCGGCGAUUUUCUAUCGCAGACGUAAAGGCCAAAUCACACUAGCGAUUGGCGAUUGAUGAUUGACGAUUGAAGAUUGGAACUUGAC